Molecule: messenger RNA, 1323 nt
Organism: Dermacentor albipictus
Lineage: Eukaryota; Metazoa; Arthropoda; Arachnida; Ixodida; Ixodidae
Biological process (GO): retrotransposition
Cellular component (GO): ribonucleoprotein complex
Molecular function (GO): single-stranded RNA binding
Source: RefSeq, a predicted model, not a curated record
AUGGCAAAGCGCUACAUGGUCUUUCAUGUUUUCCUGCUGGCUGGACCAAGUGUCUUCCUUGUCACCCUCUCAAUCUACAUCGACGAGCUUCACAGUGGUGGCCACGUGCUUACGGACGAUUCCUGGGCUGUGCAGGACCGUCUGCGCAAUGACGUCCAGGUUUCCAUUCCGCAAAACAUUCUGCUCCUGGAGGCACUCAACCGCCUGGUGGCAGUAUGCGAGUGCCAGCCUUCUCCGCUUGAAAUGUGGAAGCAGCGUGCCGUGCAGGGUGCGCUCAUGGUGGGCAAGAUCGCCUUCCUCGCUUGUUGCCACUUCGAAUGUGCUGCGGACAUCUCUCCUGACGUCACAGCUCUCGUGCACUCGCCGCCAUCGUCAAGAUACCUGGGUGAUUCCGCUGGCAGCUGUACGAACUGUCCUAUCUCCCUUCCGGAUGACUCUCUUGAUCUGACCGCCACCACACUUGCCCGGAGCCCUGGCAUAGCUGGCACACUGAACCGUCCACUCACAAACAAGCCCAGUCCCAUGACGUCAACGAUCAUGCCUAUAAAUUCCCAGCCGGAUCCUUCCUUCUUCAGUGGGCAAGAUGGCAGCAGUUUUGACGAUCAACCAGCGGUGUCUGAAAUGCUCGCUGAGCUUUUGAACGGGCAGAAAAGAUUAGCUGAGGAUAUCGCCGAAAUGAAAAACUUUCAACAAUCUGUUAAUACACGUUUUGAGACUAUCGAAUCGCGUCUGGCCGCUCUGGAGUCCUCGUCACUUAAGCCUGCCAUCCCAAGCGACAGCCUUAACAGUGAACUCGCACGUCUAACAAACGAUAUUCACAACCUUUCAACUAAAAAUGAUGAAUUAGAAAACCGUGCUCGAAGGAACAAUUUAAUCUUAUAUGGUCUGCCAGAAUCCUCCGAUGAAGGUAAUGAACGCUUGUCCUCAGACAUUGCGAAAUGGUUUGAGGAUAAACUUAAAAUGAGCUGUCCUCAAAUAGAAAGAUGCCAUCGUCUUGGAAGGCCUUCGCGUGACCGUCCGCGACCUGUGAUUAUGAAACUUCUGGACUAUCGGGAGAAAGUUUCGGUAUUAAAAAGUGGUCACAAGCUAAAGAAAACCGAUUACCGUAUUUCGGAAGAUUUUUCACUACGUGUCCGGAAUACCCGCAAGAAACUUUGGGAAGCGUCUGAGAGUUUUAGGAACAACGGGUGCACGGUCCGCAUACGGUUUGACCAUAUAUUUAUUGAUAAAGUUCGCUAUAACUGGAAUAGCGCUUCUAAUACUUUAGAGAAAGUACAUCGUAAUACAACACUAAAUAGCGUUGCACCUGCCUCUCCGCCUUGA